CUCUCUCUCUCUCCAGACAUAGCAGUAGUUGAUAUGAGUGACGUGUUCCGUCAGCCCUCGUUGUUUUACCAUCUGGGUGUCAGAGAGAGCUUCGACAUGGCCAACAAUGUCAUCCUGUACCAUGACACUGACCCCGACACCGCUCUGUCACUGAAGGUAUGCACACACACACAAACAAACACAGUGGAAUCUAAGCUGUGUAGAUACAGAAUCCAUAUUUCAAUUUCAUCAUCCUGUUGUUGCAGGAAGGCGAAGACUUCUAAAAUUUGUAUUUUCCACUUUAAAAUGUCAGACUUUAUUUGCCCUACCAAAAAAUGCAUCAACCCCUACAAAACAUUUCCAUGAAUUAUAAUUCACAUAGCAUUUCAUUGUUCAGAAGGAGAUUAUUUUCUUGCUGCUGAAACUGGCUCAAAUUAAGAUACGGCAUCUGUAGGGUGAGGGGGCGUUGGCUGUGAGGUCAUAGAUGGCAUUCCAUCCUCUGAACAACGGAGCGGACUGGGUUUAUUUACAGCCCAGUGUGUGUGUUUUUGUCUUGUGUGUCUGUGUCUGUGAGUGUGUGAGUGUGUGUGUGUGUCUGUUGGUCAUUGUUCAGCGUGCAUGCGUGCGUGUGUGUGCGUGUGUGUGCCCACAGUUGCAGUGGACUAGGUGUCAGGCAGCUAUUUCCACGGUGAUAAAAAGGAAUGUUGUUGUAACUGAAGUAAGGGGUGGGGGGGGGUACCCUUAAUGCCAAACAACACAACUCAACAGAUAGACUGCACACUACUACCACACACUCACUCUCUCAACUUCACAACACUCCUCAACUUUAUUCUUACAAGUAUUUCUCUCUUUUGUAGGACAUGGUGGCACAGAAAAACACUGUAAGUACCUGCAUGAGUCCUAAAAUACUUAUUUAUCUUUAGCCUCUGAACUUUCUCUCUAUCUCUGUGUUGUUGUGUUCACUCUGUGUGUGUGUGUGGAGAAGGCGUCUAGAACACAGACAAUAGGGUUCCCCUGGGUUCAACUCCCUCCAGAGUACAGAGGCUCUGGAUUACGCAACAAAGUAGGUACUGCUGCAAUGCAUGCUGGGAGUCCCCUCCGGCCUAUCACAGGCCUUUGCCACAGAGGGGGGCAGAGUCUCUAGCACCUUAACUCUAACCUUUGACCCUGCUCACCUUAACUCUAACCUUUGACCCUGCUCACCUUAACUCUAAGAUUUGACCAUGCUCACCUUAACCUCUGACCCUGCUCACCUUAACCUCUGACCCUGCUCACCUUAACUCUGACCUCUGACCUUGCUCACCAGAGUCUGUGUGUGUGUGUGAACUUACUCACCUUAUUAUGUGCCCCCUAUAAGUGUGUUGGGAUGAGAAGGCAUGAUGACCGUCAGUGUGUGUGUGUGUGUGUAGUGUUUACCAGAGAUAUUUAUCUCAUUCUAAAUACAUGGCUCCGGAGUAUUGUGUUGCACUCUAUGAGAGAGUAGUUUGUGUGGUUGGGACACAAAUACCUGCUUCCUGAUUUCAGUGGUGUUGGACUGACUUGUUGUGAACAUAUUCAGAGUUUUCCCUUUAUCGAGCUGAGCCUGUGUGUCUGUGUGUGUCUGUGUGUGUGUGUGUGUCUGUGUGUGUGUGUCUGUCAUAGACUGCAAGGCUCUCAGUAAAGCCCAAGAUUAUUUGUAUUUUUUUUAUUUUACCUUUAUUUAACCAGGUAAGCCAGUUGAGAACAAGUUCUCAUUUACAACUGCGACCUGGCCAAGAUAAAGCAAAGCAGUGCGAUAAAAACAACAACACAGAGUUACAUAUGGGGUAAAACAAAACAAAGUCAAAAAUACAACAUAAAUAAAUAUAUAUACAGUGUAUGCAAAUGUAGCAGGUUAUGGAGGUAAGGCAAUAAAUAGGCUAUAGUGCAAAAUAAUUACAAUUAGUAUUAACACUGGAAUGAUAGAUGUGCAAGAGAUGAUGUGCAAAUAGAGAUACUGGGGUACAAAUGAGCAAAAUAAAUACCAAUAUAGGGAUGAGGUAGUUGGGCGGGCUAAUUUCAGAUGGGCUGUGUACAGGUGCAGUGAUCGGUAAGGUGCUCUGACAACUGAUGCUUAAAGUUAGUGAGGGAGAUAUGUGUCUCCAGCUUCAGAGAUUUUUGCAAUUUGUUCCAGUCAUUGGCAGCAGAGAACUGGAAGGAAUGGCGGCCAAAGAGGUGUUGGCUUUGGGGAUGACCAGUGAGAUAUACCUGCUGGAGCGCAUACUACGGGUGGGUGUUGCUAUGGUGACCAAUGAGCUAAGAUAAGUCGGGGAUUUGCCUAGCAGUGAUUUAUAGAUGGCCUGGAGCCAGUGGGUUUGGCGACGAAUAUGUAGUGAGGACCAGCCAACAAGAGCGUACAGGUCACAGUGGUGGGUAGUAUAUGGGGCUUUGGAGACAAAACGGAUGGCACUGUGAUAGACUACAUCCAAUUUGCUGAGUAGAGUGUUGGAGGCUAUUUUGUAAAUGACAUCGCCGAAGUCAAGGAUCGGUAGGAUAGUCAGUUUUACGAGGGCAUGUUUGGCAGCAUGAGUGAAGGAGGCUUUGUUGCGAAAUAGGAAACCGAUUCUAGAUUUAACUUUGGAUUGGAGAUUCUUAAUGUGAGUCUGGAAGGAGAGUUUACAGUCUAACCAGACUCCUAGAUAUUUGUAGUUGUCCACAUACUCUAGGUCAGACCCGUCGAGAGUAGUGAUUCUAGUCGGGUGGGCGGGUGCAAGCAGCGUUCGGUUGAAGAGCCGAUUAAAUGUGUCAUUUGUGAACGAUCCCUAUAAAAAGCACAGGCUCUGACUCCCAUCCAAACAGCUACCAGACCCCCAAUACACACAUAGCAUCUGAACUUCACCCUUUAGGGUGACGAUGUGGCGGAGUGCGACCGUGUUACUGCCAUCACUGUGGAAUCAUGGGAUAUGACCUGCUUUCCAGAGUGCUAACAGCUGACGACCAAAUCAACCUCUCUUGAAAAACUGAUAUUCAUUUCAACAAGACUAACCUGGUUAAGUAAAGGUUAAGUAAAAAAAUAGACCUCCAAAUCUACUGACCCCCUUUCUUCCCCUUUCUAUCUCUCUAUCUUUCUAUCUCUCUAUCUCUCUAUCUCUCUAUCUUUCUAUCUCUCCCUAUGCUCCUCCUCUCUCUCUCUCUCUCUCUCUCUCUCUCUCUCUCUCUCUCUCUCUCUCUCUCUCUCUCUGUCUCCAGGCGUCCAGUGGUAACUACUACUUCAUCCCCUAUGUGCUGACUCCUAACCAUGAGUAUAUGUGUUGUGAGAGCGAUGCCCAGAGGAGGGCCAGUGAAUACAUGCAGCCCAGCUGGGACAGCCUGCUGAGUCCUCUCUGUCUGCCACUCACCGACCGCUUCACCUCACUGCUCAAGGACAUCCACGUCACCUCCUGGUAACACACACAGACAGACAUGCAAGCACACACACACACUAUUAAACACGACGGCUCUGGAAGGAAGUGCUUCUGACUCAAGUUGAACUGGAAAUGUAACAUAAGAACAAGAGUGCAAGUCCAAGAGAGAAUCCACGCUGGUCUCAGGGCUGGGGUAGAAUAGUCUCAGGGCUGGGGUAGAAGAGUCUCAGGGCUGGGGUAGAAGAGUCUCAGGGCUGGGGUAGAAUAGUCUCAGGGCUGGGGUAGAAGAGUCUCAGGGCUGGGGUAGAAGAGUCACAGGCCUGGGGUAGAAUAGUCUCAGGCCUGGGGUAGAAGAGUCUCAGGGCUGGGGUAGAAGAGUCACAGGGCUGGGGUAGAAGAGUCACAGGGCUGGGGUAGAAGAGUCUCAGGGCUGGGGUAGAAGAGUCUCAGGCCUGGGGUAGAAUAGUCUCAGGCCUGGGGUAGAAGAGUCUCAGGGCUGGGGUAGAAGAGUCACAGGGCUGGGGUAGAAGAGUCUCAGGGCUGGGGUAGAAGAGUCUCAGGCCUGGGGUAGAAUAGUCUCAGGCCUGGGGUAGAAGAGUCUCAGGGCUGGGGUAGAAGAGUCUCAGGCCUGGGGUAGAAGAGUCUCAGGCCUGGGGUAGAAGAGUCACAGGGCUGGGGUAGAAGAGUCUCAGGGCUGGGGUAGAAGAGUCUCAGGCCUGGGGUAGAAGAGUCUCAGGCCUGGGGUAGAAGAGUCACAGGGCUGGGGUAGAAGAGUCUCAGGGCUGGGGUAGAAGAGUCUCAGGCCUGGGGUAGAAUAGUCUCAGGCCUGGGGUAGAAGAGUCUCAGGGCUGGGGUAGAAGAGUCUCAGGCCUGGGGUAGAAGAGUCACAGGGCUGGGGUAGAAGAGUCUCAGGGCUGGGGUAGAAGAGUCUCAGGGCUGGGGUAGAAGAGUCUCAGGGCUGGGGUAGAAUAGUCUCAGGCCUGGGGUAGAAUAGUCUCAGGGCUGGGGUAGAAUAGUCUCAGGCCUGGGGUAGAAGAGUCUCAGGGCUGGGGUAGAAGAGUCUCAGGCCUGGGGUAGAAGAGUCACAGGGCUGGGGAGGACAGGAGCAGCACUGGAGGCAGGGCAGGAGAAGGGCCAGAGGUGGGUGGGGCAACAUCCGACUGGUAGCAGGAGUGGGAGCGUUACAGAAAUCAAGUCUCUCUCCCCUUCUUUCUCUCGCUCCCUCUCUCUCUCUCUCUCUCUCUCUCUCUCUCUCUCUCUCUCUCUCUCUCUCUCUCUCUCUCUCUCUCUCUCUCUCUCUCUCUCCCCCCUCUCUCUUUGUAGUGCCUCGUUUAAGGACACUCUGCUGAAUGACAUCAGGAAAGCCCGUGAUAAGUACCAGGGGGAGGAGCUAGCCAAGGAGCUGUCUCGUAUCAAACUGCGCAUCGACAACACAGAGGUCCUAACACAGGACAUCGUCAUGAACCUGCUGUUCUCAUACAGAGACAUACAGGACUAUGAUGCCAUGGUGAAACUGGUCCAGACUCUGGAGAUGCUGCCUACCUGUGACCUGGCCACACAGCCCAUGAUACAGUUCCACUACGCUUUCGCUCUCAACAGGUAACACACACGCAAGCACGCACACACACACACACACACACACACACACAUGCACACACGAGCGCACGCACAGACACACACACGCACACCUUGCAGUGUCUGGACCUCCCUGUAGAUAAGUAGGUCUGUAAUAUUGUGUAUGGCUGCUCCAGAAUGUUUCAUGAUUAACGUCAUUAUUAUCAUUAUUGUCAUUUUUUACAAACACGCACACACACACGGCUGGGGAGCCUGAAAGGGGAACCAAAGCAAUAGGUUCUAGACCGCCUAAUAACUGUAACUGUAAAUCAGCAAGCGUUUGUUGUUCAUAUUAAUACAUCACUGACUGGACAGAAACAAUUUGGAAUAUUGCUUUAUAAUGGCCUGUAAUGCUCGUUGCUCAAGUGGUUUGCAGGUCAUUUCAUAUUUUGGGGAUCUUGUUUUUCACAGUAGGCCUACUGAUCUCUGCCUGUCUGGUGUGUCCUGUCAGCGCAACAAUAUGUCAAUUCAUCCUCACCAGCAAAUGUGAUCACAGCAUUGUGCUCUCUCUCCUUUCAAACAUUUUGGCCUAGCUGUAUUUUACAUUCAGCAAGCAAGAGCUAGUUUGCUUCUGUCCUCGAACUGUAAAAAAAUAAGCAACCAACAAGUUCUAGCCUAGUUUUUCCUGGAACUCAACAAGAGUUUAGGAAUAGCUGAAAGGCCAGCGGAGAGGCAAGCGGAGGUGCAUUAUUGCACAGGAGAACAGUGAAGGUAGAUAGGCUAAAGAAGCUCACUAGAUAUGGAGCCCGCCAUUCACAGGCAAGAGCUAAUUAAAGGCCUAUGUCUACAUAGCCUACAGUAGCUAUAGCCUACAGCAAUAAUAAAAGUGACUAUUGUUUACUUUGAAGUUUAACAAGGCUUAGCUAUGUUGCACAAUGGACAUCAAGGCUUCAAUGCAAAUACAUAUUUAGCUUCAUAUUGGGACGUGAGAGCUGCUCGUUACCAUGGACAUUUUAAUGGUGGUGCCCAGUCCCAAAUUAGCAUUCAAAAGGGUUCAAAAAUCUAAAUGUUCAAAGUGGAAAAUGUUUAUAUGACAAACACCCAGAUCAUAUAUGUGGGGUUUGUAUAGAUUGUUUUAUUUGACUUAGCUUGUAAAAUGUUUCCAUUCCCCUUGAAGAUUGGAUUAGUAAACAGGGGUGGUCCUCGUGGGCUGCAGUGUGUGCUAACUUUCUUGUUUUUAACCAUAGACUGAACUCUUGUGUGUAUAGGAGGAACAGCCCGGGGGACAGAGAGCAGGCUCUUGGUGUGAUGUUACAGGUGUUACAGUCAUGUGACCACCCAGCUCCAGACAUGUUCUGUCUGUGUGGAAGGAUCUACAAAGACAUCUUCCUCGACUCUGACUGUAAAGACACCAAGAACAGGGACAACGCCAUCCAGUGGUGAGACACACACACACAACGCACCCACAAGUUUACCAGGACUGAAGCCCAGGGGCCCGAGCGAGCAGACAGAAGGGAGUAGGCUAUAAAUUGUCAAAAGAAAAUUCCUCUUUCUCUCCCCCCUUUGUCUUUCUCUCUCUAGGUACAGGAAAGGUUUUGAGCUCCAGCCAACUCUCUACUCUGGUAUCAAUCUGGCUAUUCUGCUCAUUGUUGCUGGACAACAGUUUGAGAGUUCCAUCGAGCUGAGGAAGAUAGGUAAGAACUCUACAGUACACCCUUAAAUUCUGCACCUUCCCUACACCAUUGGGGUUCUCCAGGGAUCAAUACUCACUUCCCUGUUGUUUAGUCUCUCUCUCUCUCUCCAUCUCUCUUUGUUUCUUUCGCUCUCUCUCUCUCUCGCUCCCUCUCUCUCUCACUCUCUCUCUCUCUCGCUCUCUCAAUUCAAUUCAAUUCAAGGGGCUUUAUUGGGAAACAUAUGUUUACAUUGCCAAAGCAAGUGAAAUAGAUAAUAAAAACUCACUCUUGCUCUCUCUUCUUCUAACCUCUCGCUCUCUCCCCCUCCCAGGUGUAAGGUUAAACAGUCUCCUGGGUCGUAAGGGCUCGUUAGAGAAGAUGAAUAACUACUGGGAUGUUGGUCAGUUCUUUACCGUUAGCAUGUUGGCAAAUGACAUCCCUAAAGCUACGCAGGCCGCAGAGAAACUCUUCAAACUCAAACCUCCCAUCUGGUAAACACAUACACACACUCCGUCCCUCUACCUCUCUUUCUCUCCCUCUUUGUUUUCCUCCCUCCCUCUCCAUCCUUCUAUUUAUUUUACUGCUGAAAAAGGACAGCGAGUGGAGAGCCAUCCUCUACAAGGUGUGGGUGUGUGUUAGUUGUGUGUUCAUAGUAAAAUAGUUUUAAAAAAGAAGGUCAAUUUAUUCAAUUCAUUAACAUCUCUCUCUAUUCAUUAACAUCUCUCUCUCUCUCUCUCUCUCUCUCUCUCUCUCUCUCUCUCCUAGGUACUUGCGGUCUGUGGUUCAGAACCUGCAGUUGAUCCAGAGAUUUAAGAAGACAACAGUAGAACACUCUCCCCAGAGAGAGAGGCUCAACUUCUGGAUGGACAUCAUUGUAGAGGCCACUAGAGGAAAAAGCAACGGACUGCGCUUUCCGGUACACACACACAAACACACAUGUGCACGCACGCAUGCACACACACACACACACACACACAUACACAUACUCAUACACACACCUUGUCUCUCACUGUGUGUGUGUAGGUGUUGAUCCUAGAGCCUACUAAGGUCUACCAGCCCUCAUAUGUUUCCAUCAACAGCGAGGCGGAGGAGAAGAACGUGUCCAUCUGGCACGUCUCCCCUGCUGAAACGGUCAGAACUCCUCUCCUCCUACUCUCUCCAUCUCCUCCUCUCCUGAUCCUCCUCUACCCUCCUGCUCUAUCCUGUGUGUUAACCGACCUCGACCUCUGACCUCUCUGUCCAUCUCUAGAAAGGGAUCCAUGAGUGGAACUUCACUGCAACAUCCAUCAAAGGCAUCAGGUAUGUGUGUUUAUGGUUUUCAUGUUCUUGCUCAUGUUAACAUUAGUGUUUGUAUGUGGCAUGCUUUAAAAACAACCCUCCCCUUCCUGUCUCCCCAUUCCUCUCUCCUCAGUAUCUCUAAGUUUGACGAGCGCUGUUGUUUCCUGUAUGUUCACGACAACUCAGACGACUUCCAGAUCUACUUCUCUACUGAAGAUCAGUGUGGCCGGUCAGAAUCACACUCCAGUCCCAUUCUCUCUGACAGACAUCAUACAUUCAGCUCAGGCACGUCUUGUUUCUAAGUCUGUUGUGUUGACACUGUCUCUGGUCUGUGUGUAGGUUCUGUUCCAUGGUGAAGGAGAUGAUUUCUGAUGGAACAGGAAAUGCAGUGGAGCUGGAGGGAGACGGAGACGGAGAUACACUGGAGGUCAGUGUUUGUUAUAUCCGGCAUUUAUGUGUGUGUGUGUGUGUGUGUGUGGAAUAUGUGUUCCACAAGGAUCUGUGUUUACCUCACUCUAUGGUUCAGUACGAGUGCGUGCAUAUAAAUAGGUGUGUGUGUUUUUGUGUGUGUGUUUGCGCACGUGUGUGUGUUUGCGCACGUGUGUGAGUGCGUGUGUGUUGCAGUAUGAGUAUGACAUUAACGAGAAGGCGGACCGUGUGGUACUGGGCCGGGGGACCUAUGGAGUGGUGUACGCUGGGAGAGACAUGAGCAACCAGGUCCGCAUCGCCAUUAAAGAGAUACCAGAGAGAGACAGCAGGUCAGUGGGUGUGUGCAGUCAGGUCACCCAUGAUACAAGUCAGUAUUCGACGUCCAUCCAUGUCUGAGGACGUCGGGAGAUGACGUAGAAACCGGCCACUAGAGGCAACAGUGAGCGCUGUUACCCUCAAGUUGUUUUCGGUUUUGCUAGGGUGUUGUGGACGGGGAUAGGAGAUGGGUGUAAGCAUCUGCCUCUGACUACAAAGGUUGUAAGUUCCAAUCCAGCACUAUCCCAAACCUUAACCCUUACCUUAACCAUUCACAGUUAAUGGCUAACCUUAAGAUUUCAGACUUAAUGCCUAAACUUAACCAUAAACAAUUUGAUGUUUGCAACAACUUCCACAUUUGACGUUUGAGAAACAUGGAUGAAGAUCUAAUUCUGACGUGAGACUGUGAGAGCUAGUUGGUGUGUGUGUGUGCGUCUGUGUGUGUGUACAUGUAUGUAACCCUCUCCUCUGUGUGUGUUAGGUACUCCCAACCCCUUCAUGAGGAGAUAGCGCUCCAUAAGUACCUGAAGCACAGGAACAUUGUUCAGUACCUGGGCUCAGUCUCAGAGGACGGAUACAUCAAGAUCUUCAUGGAGCAAGUCCCUGGAGGUGUGUGUAUGUGUGUGUGUGUGUGACCUAACCUGUAUGUGCAGGCAGAUUUUAAGUGUGUAUGUGUGUGUAACAGGCAGUCUGUCAGCGUUGCUGCGGUCAAAGUGGGGUCCAUUGAAGGAGGCAACCAUCAUCUUCUACACACGACAGAUCCUGGAGGGACUCCGCUAUCUCCACGAGAACCAGAUAGUACACCGUGACAUCAAGGUAACCUUAGCAACACAUCACCACAUCAAGGUACACCCAGACCAAGGUACUGUAUCUCCAUCAUAGCCUCAGUUAGAAUAUACAGCACAACUUCUGUAAACAAUACAUGAUUCUCUCUCUCUCUCUCUCUCUCUCUCUCUCUCUCUCUCUCUCUCUCUCUCUCUCUCUCUCUCUCUCUCUCUCUCUCUCCCUCUCUCUCUCAGGGGGAUAAUGUAUUAGUUAAUACCUACAGUGGAGUUCUGAAGAUAUCAGACUUCGGGACGUCUAAAAGGCUUGCGGGGGUCAACCCCUGCACCGAGACCUUCACUGGUAUGACUCACACACACAAUAUUGUUUUCUGUGGCAACUCCUCUGCAAACUGGUAUAUUUUCUGAACUGUUGUUGAAUAUUUCUUACAAAUAAACUGUUUCUUUUAAACUGCAAAUAUCUUAAAAGUUAUCAGUUGAAAUAACUUGAAAGUAUCUAACAUCCAACAUUCAGUCCACGGCCGUCUAGUCUUACCUGGAUCUCAAAAUGUCAAAUGACCCUCGAAAUGUCAAGAGCCACUAUCAGCCUCUAUAGAAACACACUCGUACACACAUCGACAGCUGGCUGCUCCUCACUCGCUCGAUCUCACAUUCCCGCGAACAAACAACACACACACAUCCAAGUUUUAGUUUGGAGAUAGUUGUUGCCAUGACGCGUCGCUAUGGGGAGUGGAAGAAAUCUCUCAGGAUACAGAUUAUCUGUCCUAGACACACGCACGCACACACACGCACGCACACACACGCAUGCACACACACACAGAGAGAGAUGUUUGUUAAUUAGCCAGAGGGGGUUAGGGACCACGAGUGUGUUUCUCUUUCAUUGUCUUUAUCUAUCCCUAAUUAUUUGUCCUUUACUUCCCUCUUUCUCUCUCACCCUUCCUGACCAACCUCUCUCCCUCUUUUUCUCUCACCCUUCCUGACCAACACCUCUCUCCCUCUUUUUCUCUCACCCUUCCUGACCAACACUUCCUGACCAACACAUCUCUCCCUCUUUCUCUCACCCUUCCUGACCAACACAUCUCUCCCUCUUUCUCUCUCACUCUUCCUGACCAACACCUCUCUCCCUCUUUCUCUCUCACCCUUCCUGACCAACACCUCUCUCCCUCUUUCUCUCUCACCCUUCCUGACCAACACCUCUCUCCCUCUUUUUCUCUCACCCUUCCUGACCAACACAUCUCUCCCUCUUUCUCUCUCACCCUUCCUGACCAACACCUCUCUCCCUCUUUUUCUCUCACCCUUCAUGAUCAACACCUCUCUCCCUCUUUCUCUCUCACCCUUUCUGAUCAACACCUCUCUCCCUCUUUCUCUCUCACCCUUCCUGACCAACACCUCUCUCCCUCUUUUCUCUCACCCUUCCUGAUCAACACAUCUCUCCCUCGUUCUCUCUCACCCUUCCUGACCAACACCUCUCUCCCUCUAUCUCUCUCUCUCUCUCUCUCUCCCUCUUUCACUCUCACCCUUCCUGAUCAACACCUCUCUCCCUCUUUCUCUCACACCCUUCCUGACCAACACCUCUCUCUCUCUCUCUCUCUCUCUCUCUCUCUCACCCUUCCUGACCAACACCUCCCCCCCCCUCUCUCUCUCUCUCUCUCUCUCUCUCUCUCUCUCGCUCUCUCUCUCUCUCUCUCACCCUUCCUGACCAACACCUCUCUCCCUCUUCUCUCUCACCCUUCCUGACCAACACCUCUUUCCCUCUCUCUCUCUCACCCUUCCUGAUCAACACAUCUCUCCCUCUCUCUCUCACCCUUCCUGACCAACACCUCUCUCUCUCUCUCUCUCGCUCUCUCACCCUUCCUGACCAACACCUCUCUCCCUCUCUCUCCCUACACAUGAGUUUGUUAUCAACAUGAAAUGUUGCUAUGAAUGUGUUUGUGUGUUGUGUCCUAUCUAGGUACCCUGCAGUACAUGGCUCCAGAGAUCAUAGACAAGGGUCCUCGGGGUUACGGGGCUCCAGCUGACAUCUGGUCGUUGGGCUGCACCAUCAUAGAGAUGGCCACUGGGAAACCCCCCUUCCACGAGCUGGGAGAGCCUCAGGCUGCCAUGUUUAAGGUGCGUGUGUGGGUGUGUGUUUGUGUGUGUGUAUGUGUGUGUGUGUGUGUGUUCGUUUUGAUGUGCUCCAAGACUCAUUAUGUGACUGGUUCAAACCUGUGUCUCCUGCAUGUUAUAAGACUUUGUUAGCCAGCUGAGCUAAAGCCUGAAGUGAAGGCAUCAAGUGAGCGUGAUUCAUCAAACCACCUGUUACACUUUACAUUCAGCUCAGUGUUUGUUUGCGUGUGUGUGUGUAUGCGUGUGUGUGUGCGUGUGUAGGUGGGGAUGUUUAAGAUCCACCCAGAGAUCCCAGAGUCGUUGUCGUUGGAGGCCAAGUCAUUUAUCCUGCGUUGUUUUGAGCCUGACCCCAAUAAGAGGGCUACAGCCACAGACCUGCUCAAAGAUAUCUUCGUACGACACAAUGUCAAGGGAAAGAAGAGCAAGAUCGCCUUCAAGCCAUCAGGUAGGGCUGUUCAGCAUUGUGUGUGUCUGUGGUGUGUGUGUGUGUGUGUGUGUGUGUGUGUGUGUGUGUGUGUGUGUGUGUGUGUGUGUGUGUGUGUGUGUGUGUGUGUGUGUGUGUGUGUGUGUGUGUGUGUGUGUGUGUGUGUGUGUGUGUGUGUGUGUGUGUGUGUGUCUGGGGUGUGUGUGUGUCUGUGGGGUGUGUGUGUGUGUGUGUUUGCUAAUAAAUUAAUGGGUGAUUUAACCGUUUAAUCCACUCAGAUUGUUUUCAUGACGUCACUGAAAUGCUGCACCUCAUACAAAUCAUAACACACACACACAUACAUACAUACACACAGACACACACACACACACACACACACACACUGGCAGACAUAUGGUGAUGUGAUGGAGGUUGUGUUAACGGUUAACUGUCUCUUUCUCUCCUGUCUACUCCUGGGAUCUUUUUGCCAGUGUGGCAAGGUUUGUUCCCUGUUAACAUUGUGGCUGUUUCUAUAUAUACUGAACAAAAAUAUAAAUGCAACAUGUAAAGUGUUGGUCCCAUGUUUCAUAAGCUGAAAUAAAAGAUCCCAGAGAUUUUCCAUACGCACAAAAAGCUUAUUUAUCUCACAUUUUUGCACACAUUUCUUUACAUCCCUGUCAGUGAGCAUUUCUCUUUUGCUAAGAUAAUCCAUCCACGUGACAGGUGUGGCAUAUCAAGAAGCUGAUUAAACAGCAUUAUCAUUGCACAGGUGAAAAUAAAAGGCCACUCUAAAUGUGCAGUUUUGUAACACAACACAAUGCUACAGAUGUCUCAAGUUUUGAGGGAGUGUGCAAUUGGCAUGCUGAUUGCAGGUAUGUCCACCAGAGCUGUUGCCAGAUAAUUGAAUCUUCAUUUCUCUACCAUAAGCCGCCUCCAAUGCCGUUUUAGAGAAUUUGGCAAUACAUCCAACUGGCCUCACAACCGCAGACCACGUGUAACCACGCCUGCCCAGGACCUCCACAUCCGGCUUCUUCACAUGCGGGAUCGUCUGAGACCAGCCAGUCGGACAGCUGAUGAAACUGUGGGUUUGCACGACAAAAUAAUUUCUACAAAAACUGUCAGAAACCGUCUCAGGGAAGCUCAUCUGCGUGCUCGUUGUCCUCACCAGGGUCUUGACCUGACUGCAGUUCGGCUUCGUAACUGACUUCAAUGGGCAAAUUCUCACCUUCGAUGGCCACUGGAAUGCUGAAGAAGUGUGCUCUUCACGGAUUAAUCCUGGCUUCAACUGUACCGAGCAGAUGUCAUACAGGUGUAUGGCGUUGUGUGGGCAAGCGGUUUGCUGAUGUCAACGUUGUGAACAGAGUGUCCCAUGGUGGUGGUGGGGUUAUGGUAUGGGCAGGCAUACGCUACGGACAACAAACACAAUUGCCUUUUAAUGAUGGCAAUUUGAAUGCACAGAGAUACCGUGAUGAGGUCCUGAGGCCCAUUGUCGCACCAUUCAUCCGCUGCCAUCACCACAUUUUUCAUCAAGAUAAUAUACGAUCCCAUGUCGCAAGGAUCUGUCCAGCUCUUCCAUUGCCUGCAUACUCACCAGACAUGUCACCCAUUGAGCAUGUUUGGGAUGCUCUGGAUCGACAUGUACGAACGACAGCGUGUUCCAGUUCCCACCAAUAUCCAGCAACAUUGCACAGCCAUUGAAGAGGAGUGGGACAACAUUCCACAGGCCACAAUCAACAGCCUGAUCAACUCUAUGCGAAGAAGAUGUGUCGCGCUGCAUGAGGCAAAUGGUGGUCACACCAGAUACUGACUGGUUUUCUGAUCCACACCACUACCUUUGUAUUUUAAGUAUCUGUGACCAAAAGAUGCAUAUCUGUAUUCCCAGUCAUGUAAAAUCCAUAGAUUAGGGCCUAAUGAAUUCAUUUAAAUUGACUGUUUCCUUAUAUGAACUGUAAAAUCUUUGACAUUGUUGCAUGUUGCAUUUAUAUUUUUGUUCAGUGUGUGUGUAUAGCAUGUUUGACUAUAUGUCUGUGGUGAUGUCUACAUGUAUCUGUGAGUGUUUGUUAUCAGCGUAUUAUUCUAUCUGUUUCUGCUAAAGCAGGGUCCCGUCAGCACAUUUUUGUUACAGCCCAACAAUAUCACACCUGAGUAGUUAAACCCGGUGUGAUAGUGUUGGUAUGGUAUACAAAUUUGUCGGCUUGGAAAGACUUGAAAAUACCUGCUAUUAUGUCCUUAUCGUUGCCAAGCAGUCUGAUAUAUGUCUCUAUCUCAACUGUUGACAUGGGAAUAUGCCCUGAGUCAGUAAGGCUAAAUAGCUAAAGCUAGCUGAUAGCUAAACAAUAUAAGUAGCUAGUUAACUAAAAAAGCUAGCCAACCAGUUCUCUUGAUUAAGGGGGUUCUCUUACACUAUGGGUGUGUGUGUUUGUGUGUAUUGGCCAGACUACAUCCGUAGUGUGUCGCUGCCGGUGCAGUUACAGUGUGAGGCCACCGGGAGCAGCAGCAGCGAGCCUGGCUCAGUGAGUCCAGACUGCGACUCCAAACAGGACGUCUUCUUUCAGAAGAACAAACGAUCAGGGUCAGAAAACCUGCUCAAACCACCUAGCAACAACUACCUAAGGUACACA
Messenger RNA from Coregonus sp. 'balchen', 14502 nucleotides. NCBI's taxonomy places the organism in Eukaryota, Metazoa, Chordata, Actinopteri, Salmoniformes, Salmonidae. The record is from the annotation of a GenBank genome assembly.